GUGUGGAUGUCCACAAGCGAUUUGCAUCAGUGCAGAAGUUGGGAACAGUACUGCAUUGUUUUCAAGUGCUGGUAGAAUGAAUAGUCGCUAUGGAAUGUAACAACAGUCUUCGUCCGGUUAUUUACUUGCACAUUAAAACAAUGAGAGUUUUACUAUAAAUAAACUAGCGCUGCAUAAAGACGAACUAUUACCUCACAGGAUUUCAACAACUUACAUUUGCGCACAUGUUUGUUUCCAAGAUGACAGGUAGUUUUGCCAUGCUUACGUUAAUAACCGGGCUACUUUUCGGUUUCAUUGCCAAAGUCACAUGCGAAUGUUUAGGCCACUGUUACAACGACCAGUGUGAAAACACCACAAAUACGUGUUACGCGUGCGCAAACGGCUGGUGGGGUGCUUCCUGUAACGUCACGUGCCCCAUUUAUUGCACGGAUUCCGGAUGCGAACGGAAUUUCGGACACUGCACUACUUGCAAAGACGGCUACUGGGGUAAAAUCUGUUCCGAUGCAUGUGUUGGUCCCCUUAUUUCAAACUGCAGACAGCAGAGCUGCAACGUUGACAAUGGAACAUAUUAUUGUACAACAUGCCAGCCCGGAUAUUUCGGACGAGAUUGUCAGGAAUGCCCUGCCAACUGCACCGAAUGUAUAAAUCUAGAUCAAUGUUCAAAAUGUAAAUCAAAGUUCUAUGGCUUAACGUGCCAAUCUGAGUGUUUCGAUGCAAACUGUGCGCUUUGUAACAACGAUACUGGAGGGUGCGAGGUGUGUGAUCCGGGUUUUUACGGAACAAACUGUUCCUCACCUUGCGUUGAUUGGUGUGAAUUAUGUGAUGGCACAUCCGGGAAGUGUAAAAUGUGUCCUGCGGGAAGAUACGGAUUUCAGUGUGGCGAUGUCUGCGAUAUGACGAACUGUACGUCUGACAGAUGUGACGAGACCGGGAAAUGUCCGACUUGCAAGGCCGGCUUCUGGGGGAACAAAUGCUCGCCAUGUAGUGAACAUUGCAUUUAUGGCUGCGACUUAGUAACAGGAAAGUGCAGAGAGUGCGUGAAUGGCAAAUAUGGAGACCAAUGCGAUAAGAAUUGUCCAAUGAAUUGUUCGUUCGAUUGUGACCAGACGACCGGAGCGUGUUUAUCUUGCACCCAGGGAUUUUGGGGCUCAACGUGUCAGAGCCGAUGCGGGUCCAAUUGCCUCUCAGGAUGUAACGCGCGAACAGGUGUGUGUGGUUCCUGUGUAGAUGGAUUCUGGGGGAGCAGCUGCAACUUGUCAUGCACGCCUGCCACCUGCAGCACGUGUCACAAGUACACGGGUUCGUGCCAGGGGUGUAGUGUGGGUUAUUCUGGAGUACAGUGUGAUCAGACAUGUCCACGCCAGUGCGCCACUGAAUGCCAGAGAUGGACCGAGCUGUGUGAGAAAUGUAAACCAGGAUAUUACGGUAGCCGGUGCGAGCUGUCGUGUACCAAUUGUGAUACGGAGUGUGACUUCCUCACCGGCACGUGCGUCUCAUGCAGAGCGGCCUUCUGGGGUGACACGUGCCAGAAUACAUGUCCUCCGGGAUGCGUCGCGUGUCACAGAAGUAAUGGAAGUUGCGUGUCCUGCAAAAAUAACAUGGGAGGAUUCAACUGCAGCCAACAGUGCUUAGCAACCACCGACAGGUGCCCGCAACACGUCUGCGAGAAGGACACGCCCGUCCGGUGUCUGACAUGCGCACCGGGUUACUGGAACACCUCCUGCAACCAACCGUGUGUGUCUGAACAGUGUAAAGAUAACGUCUGCUCUAUCGAGACUGGAAGUUGCCAGAGUUGUUACCCGGGAAACUGGGGAAAAGACUGCUUAGAAGUGUGUCCUGAUAGUUGUCCUAAUUGCGACCUUACGACAGGGCAGUGCACGACCUGCAUGCAAGGUUACUAUGGCAAUGCGUGCACGGACAUUUGCAAAGUGGACAACUGCGUGGAUUUCCGGUGCAGUAAGGCUAAUGGUCAGUGCGAGCAGUGUCUAAACACGUAUUGGGGCGAUAACUGCGAAUUCAAAUGCUUAGAUAACUGCGCAAAAUGUUCAAAGACCACAGGCAAAUGCGAAAAGUGUUUUGCAACGUCAUUCGGACACUACUGUGACAAAAUUUGUCCCAGUAACUGUAAAAACGGUUGCGACAAAGACAGCGGAGUGUGUAGCGCAUGCGCGGACGGUUUUUGGGGGAGCUCUUGCAAUAAGAGUUGUCGGACAGAAAAUUGCCAUAUCUGCGACCGACUUUCCGGUGAAUGCGAGAUGUGCAAGACGGGCAAAUGGGGCGUGGCUUGCGAGAAGGCGUGUCAAGGAAAGGGAUGUGUCAGCUGUCAGCGCUCGACGGGUGCAUGUCUCAGCUGCCAACGUGGUUCUUGGGGAAGCACGUGUCAGUAUCAGUGCCCUGCCACGUGCCAGUGUUGUCACACCGGAACGGGCGAGUGCGAGGCCUGUCUGUCGGCGGAAACAGAUAACCACAGCAGUGGCGACAUAGACUCGCAGACGCUAGGGGUCGCUGUAGGUAUUUCCGUUGGGAUCACAGCGCUAUUGCUGCUGGUGUUGAUAGCAGCUGUCUUGGCCUUUAGUCGGAGAAACAGACUGUCGACGGAAAAGGGAUCACUAAAGAAACCACCACCGUCAAUCACGUCAUUGAAGAAGAAGGAUGGCGGUCACGUCGAAGCCAAGAUGGACGGGUUCGCUCGCGUUACUACGGAGACGGAAAAAUUCUACAACACCGACUAUGAAGCCUUGCGUCACGAGGUCAGUGCAGACAAUACACAGCUGGCGACGUCACAGCCCUCUGGGGCCGAGCAGACGACAGGUGAAACCGACUACAUCCACCCCGCCACCUCGCGCGGUAAUCUGAUCGAUUCUAAGAACGGUUCGUUGUCAAUACCUGGUCCGUCUUCAGAUGUGGUGGUCAGUGGGUAUUUCGAACCAAACGUCGCUGAGCAGUUGAAGAAAUCCAAACCCCAAAACGAAGCAAAUGCUGAGAUUCAACCAGUGUACACUAACGUCGGUAUCGACAAUAGCGAGGAGGCAGAAACACGUGUUCUUUCCUUGCCCGUCGUACGUCCAAAGAACUUCCGGCCCGUCUACACAAACAUGUCGCCGGUAGAGACAGAUAAGCAGUUCCGGUUCCGGCCGGAUUCCGUGCACUCUGCACCGGAAGUGGGAGUGGCCGGGCAGUACGAGGAGAUCAGACCUGAGCACAUGACGUCAGCAAGUCCCUUGUAUACCGAGGUUGAGUCGAGGUUCGGCAAUACCAAGUAGGAGAGCUGCGCGCAUUCCCAUAUGUUUGUUAGAACAGUGAUAUAUUUUGUGUAAAUCAAAUUUUAGCGUACAUGUAUAUGUGAUGUUGUAUCCUUGAUAUAACGGAAUAUAAUUGCAUCUGGUUUAAAAUAACGUAAUGUGAUUUUAAAUUGUUAAUUUUGUUUGCACAAUAAGUGUGUUUUCCUCAUUUUAACACAUUCUUGGAUAGGUCAAUUGUAUCUCCCAUGAUUGUACUAAAACAAGGUGUUUUUAAAUACCGUUUAUAUAUUUUACAAAAGAACGAGUGGUUUAAUUGCUUACUUAUUGUACUAAUGCGUUUGAGUGUGUGUGAUAAAUAGCACAGCCUAGCUGACUGCCCCAUAUUCCCACCCAAUCCAUUUUUAUAUAUAAAUAUGUACAGUGCAACCUUAAUGUUUUUACGAUGCGGAGACCCGUAUCAGCUAAUGUAUCAAGACUGAAGACAUAAAAUGGAAAUUGCUCAGGUAAAACUAGGCGCAAUUCAUGUACGUAGUUUUAUCACUUAUUAGCCUGAACAAUACGCACAUGCUAAUCUGGGACAACUAUCUCCUCCUAGAAUAGAUUUUUGUUAAAAGACUUCCUAUUUACAAAAAAUGCCAUAAAAGCGGAAAGAUCCAUCCAAGUUAAGUUAAUUGGUGCACAUGCAUUUAGCCCUGUUUUCACAAAAGAAGGCUUAUAUAAACAUUUGAGUGUAGCUUCAACAUGGAAUCAAAUGUUAUAAAGUGUCUUUUUUUAUUUGUAAAUGUAAUAUAUUGUUGUAUUUGUAUUGUUAUUGUUCAUGCACUAUUUGUUAAGACUAUUACCUGCACAACAACCGAAAAACAAGGGACAAAAUUGUCACAAAACCAGGUUUUCAAUUUGAAAAAAAAGUCUGAUAAAGGGAGACAACUCAAACUGAACUGAUUGUCUAUAAUGAGCCCCCUUUGUUUCAAAAAAAUAAAUCUAUUUUUAGUCGUGACGACCUUGAAAUUGGAGAUAUUGACGUAAUUCUUUCGUGCCACACACCGUCCAAUGAUGGUGAACCAAUGUGCCAAAUGAUUUUAAAAUCUCACAAUGAAUGACAGAGUAAUGGCACAGACAAGCUCAUUUAUGGCCAUUUUUGACCUUUGAAUUAAAGUGUGACCUUGACCUUAGAGAUAUCGACGUAAUUCUUUUGCGCCAAACACCGUCUAAUGAUGAUGAACAAAUGUGCCAAAUGAUUUUAAAAUCUCACAACGAACGACAAAGUUAUGGCCCUGACAAGCUUGUUCCUCCCGCCCGCCGACAUUCGCCAAUCUAAUAACUAGUUUUUUCCUUCGGAAAACCUG
Messenger RNA from Dreissena polymorpha, 4588 nucleotides. RefSeq names its product multiple epidermal growth factor-like domains protein 6. Gene Ontology annotation, molecular function: scavenger receptor activity. The record is from RefSeq and is a predicted model, not a curated record. Lineage: Eukaryota; Metazoa; Mollusca; Bivalvia; Myida; Dreissenidae. The coding region runs from base 225 to 3263 and encodes 1012 amino acids. The transcript has 11 exons.